Messenger RNA from Penicillium bovifimosum, 2460 nucleotides. RefSeq lists its product as uncharacterized. The transcript is spliced from 7 exons. Gene Ontology annotation, biological process: nuclear pore organization; spindle pole body localization. Gene Ontology annotation, molecular function: spindle pole body-nuclear membrane anchor activity. The record is from RefSeq and is a predicted model, not a curated record. Bases 1 to 2460 code for a protein of 819 amino acids. Gene Ontology annotation, cellular component: spindle pole body; nuclear pore transmembrane ring. Lineage: Eukaryota; Fungi; Ascomycota; Eurotiomycetes; Eurotiales; Aspergillaceae.
AUGGCCGCUACACCAACUAGGCCCUACAGGCGAAUCCUGACAUCGGCUCUGCACCGACGAUUUGUCCAUGCCUCCGCACUCUCGCUUUUGGUAUCUUACAUUAUUGCAAUUGCGAUCGGGGAUAAAUCAUCCUUCUUCUGGUUAUGGUUUCCCCUUGGUGGUUGCGGUGUCCGGACCGUGCUACUCUUCAUGUCCUCCCUCACCAUCUUCGUCCUUCGCGUCAGUCAAAUGCACAUCGGCUCAAGAACGGCUAGCUGCUCAUUUGGCACUUUGAAAUCCAUAUCUCUCUUCCAAAUUGCGCAAACCUUUGGCUGGUACAUCUUUUCGGCAUGGUGGUUCACCGUAAUCUAUGUGUGGUCGUCCUCAGGUGAUUCCAACCUCGAGCUUGUGAAACGGGGCAGGCCACACGAGCGACCGACUUUGAACGAGCGGCCAAUUUACCUCCAUUCCUUCCAUGCACUUCUAGCAUGCGUGCAAGCAGUAUUCCAUCUCUAUUACGAUUACGACCGAGUUCCAGUGCCCAUCGCGGAGCGAAGCACCAAAGCGGAGGACGAGCGAACUCAUCCGGUGCCACCGACAUCCAAGCAUCUACAGGCCACCUUGCCAAAGGAACUGGCGACUGGAGCGCUUAGAGGCCUCAGUAUGGCUGCAGCGACUGUCGUUCUUUACCCCGUCUUCUUCAGACGCUUCGCGUGGAGCUGGUCGUUGUACUUUGCCAAGCUCUUUUUCAGCUUCCCGAGAUCUGCUGCCGACCCUCAGAGCUUCGUUCCUUCGAUUUUCCCUUACUUUUUCCUCCGGACUUUGCUCCCUGGAGUGCUGCUUGUCCUCAGCUGGCAAACGGCGAACCUCUUCUAUUCCGUAUUCAUGGCCAAGGAGCCCUUGAAGCGGGGCCAGCCUCUCACAACAGAAGCCAAAGAUCCCAAUGGCAGUCUUCUCAGUGGUCUCAAGGCGAAGAAGAAUGUGGUCAAGACAUUUGCACUCUGGGAACUCAGUCUCAUUAGCCAGCGCAUUCCUGACCGCCGAAAGGCAAUUUUCAGUGAAAUUGAUCGCGAGGGCGGCUCCGCUUGGUCUCAGGUUCUUGCUUGCACGACCGAUGUGAUCAAGGCGAUCAACACUCGCAUUGAGGACAGCAAAAACCCGGCGCCGGUAUCCAAGCCUUUGCCGCAUGCUGAGAAACCCGAGCCUGUACUUCAGACUCUUCCGCGACUUACAGAACCCAUCAAAGAUGGCAACAUCUUUACUACCGCCCCAAAGGCCACUUCACGCCAGGACAAGUUUGGCGAGGCCUUCAGCUCCACUGCUAAAUCCUUCGGUCAGUCGGAAGACUGGACUCCAGCCGCACGAGCCCGUGUUCGUGAUGUUUUCGACCGCGCAUCGUCCGCUAUGCUUAGCCCUGAGCAGAAACAAAAGCUCCUUGGUUCGCCUCAGAAAUUCAAGUUACUUACCGGCGGCACUCCCAUAACUUAUAAGCCCGAGGAUAUCAACCCAAUCGUCGCACAGAUUCUUCGUUCACCUAUCGGUCAACCUCUUCGUCAAACAUACGCUCAGCGUCUCUCUUCCAUUGUGCUUGGCACGCCUGAGUCCUCGCUUCCAAUGAUUGUGGAUGCUGUGGAGUCGUUAACCCGGCUCCUCGUUGCCAGUUUGGCUGAAGACCCGUAUGGCAAAGUUCAGGCUGAUGUACCAUCCACCGUGCGACUUCUUACUCAAACCAUUCUUGCCCUGGACGCGUUCGCCCACCAGGGUGGUUUAGACGCUCACUGGACAGAUAUCCACUUCCCCCAACGAGCAAUCCCAAGGCGCAAGAAAUUGCCCGUCGGGUCCCGGAUGUCGAGAUCUUGCUUUCUACCCUCCGCGGUGGUCUCAAAGAUCUAUAUCAUGGCACUGACAAACGUCUACCAUGUGCGUCGGGUCGCAGACACCUCUGCAAAAGCAUGUUUGAUUUGCUACAAACCAUCAACCACUGUGAUGAUCACACCCGAUAACAAGGACUUCUUUUAUGUGUGCCCCGCACAUCUGCAAGACCGGCACUUCUGCUCUCCAAUAGUCGACACAGAAGGCCAAGCAAAACGCCUCAAAGAGGAAGCGAUGGCCAAAGAGAUUGAGAUUGUCAAAAGGGAGUAUGAAGAAAAACAGCGACGUAAGAAAGAGCGUGAAAAGGCGUCAAGCAAAGACGAUAAAGACAAGAAAGAUAAGGGCAAGGAUGAGUCGAAGGACAAAGACAAAGAUUCAUCUGAACCGAAUAACAAUGACGAGAAUGAAAGAGAUGAUAAGAUCGCUUCUAUUCGGAAAGACUCUAAGUCGGAAACGAAGCCGGAUGAUUCACCUCGAGUAUUCUCUUUGCAUAAGAAUUUCUAUCAAAUGCGCAUCGACCGGCUGCGGAACAUUGAGAUGGCGAAACGGAACCAGGAGAGAUUGAGGAAUCCAUCCUUGUUUCCCUCUGUGCCAUCAGGGAAUCCCUAG